Scleropages formosus (Asian bonytongue) is the source of this 3222-nucleotide messenger RNA. Its product is annotated as thrombospondin-4-B-like. The transcript has 22 exons. Gene Ontology annotation, biological process: cell adhesion. Gene Ontology annotation, cellular component: extracellular region. NCBI's taxonomy places the organism in Eukaryota, Metazoa, Chordata, Actinopteri, Osteoglossiformes, Osteoglossidae. The record is from RefSeq and is a predicted model, not a curated record. Gene Ontology annotation, molecular function: calcium ion binding. The coding region runs from base 136 to 2955 and encodes 939 amino acids.
CCUCGAACUAUGCCAGUGGAGCCUCUCUUCUUUUAUAAGUGAGUCAGACGUCGGGGGCUUGACUACUUUGCUGCUGCUGCACCUCCAGAGAGGACUGCUACUGGGCCAGUAGGUGUUGGGAGGAAGGGGAGCACAAUGAGUCUGUGGACGAGGUUUUUGUUCAUCUCGCAGGUUCUGUUACAGCUGCUCGGGAUUGCGCAAGCCCAAGGUUCAGUCUACGAUCUGCUCGCAUCGCCGGAGUGUCUACCUGACCUGCUGCAGGGAGGACUCGCGGCCCAAUCUGUGAACGAGAUCUUUAUUCUCACGACAUUCAGCCUUCAGCCCAAGACAGGAUCUACUGUGUUCAGCCUUUUCAGUCCACAAGACAACAGCAGAUACUUUGAGUUCACAGUUCAAGGGAAGCUCAACCGAGCAACCCUUCGCUACCUGAGGACCGAUGGCCGCAUGAGUACCGUCACCUUCAACAAUGUGAAGCUGGCCGAUGGACAGCGGCACGCACUAAUGUUCCAUCUGAAGGGUCUGAGGCAGGAGCCCACGAGCGUGGAGCUCUACGUUGACUGCAGGCUCAUCGAGACGGUGAAGGACAUGCCCGCUGCCUUCAAGGGCUUGCCGGCAAGACCCAACAUGGUGGAGCUCAAAACUAUGCAGAAGAGGACGCAGGAUGGGAUAGAAGAACUGAAACUGGUCAUGGGGGACUCAUUAGAAAAUGUGGCUUCUCUGCAAGAAUGUUACUUACAUCAGAGUGACUCGGUGCAAAUGCUGGGUGUUAAUACAAAGCAGCUGGCAAAUCAAAUGGUUGAGCUCACCAAGGUGAUCAUAGAACUGAAAGAGGUCCUCUCACAACAGGUCAAGGAAACCGCUUUCCUUCGAAAUACCAUUUCAGAAUGCCAAGCUUGUGGACUCGGUGGCACCGAGGAGGUCAAACCAAAGUGUACCCUUGGCACCUGUUUCCGAGAUGACUUGUGCUUCGAGACGGAUGACGGGGUUGAGUGUGGCCCUUGUCCAGAUGGAUACACCGGUGAUGGGUUCAGCUGCGACGAUGUAGAUGAGUGUCAGUUUAACCCCUGCUUCCCUGGAGUGCGUUGCGUCAACAUGGCCCCGGGCUUCAGGUGCGAGGCCUGUCCCCUUGGCUUUUCAGGUCAGGCUUUCCAGGGAAUGGGUGCCACCUUUGCACAAACACACAAACAGGUGUGCAAUGACAUAGAUGAGUGCAAGAUGCCCAACAACGGUGGCUGCACACCAAACUCUCUCUGUCACAACUCCGUGGGCUCGUACAGCUGUGGAGCCUGCAAGGCCGGCUACGUUGGCGGCCAGACCAAGGGCUGCAAGCCAGAAAGGAGCUGCGCAAACAGCUUGUUGAACCCCUGCAACUCCAACGCACAAUGCAUAGCGGAGAGGGAUGGCACUAUCAGCUGCGUGUGCGGCAUUGGCUGGGCUGGCAAUGGCUACCUGUGUGGGAAGGACACGGACAUUGAUGGAUAUCCUGAUGAGAAACUCAAGUGCAAAGACCCCAACUGCCGGAAGGAUAACUGUGUCUUCGUCCCCAACUCGGGGCAAGAAGAUGCAGACGGGGAUGGCUCGGGAGACGCGUGCGACGAGGACGCGGAUGGAGAUGAAAUUCCCAAUGACCAGGACAACUGUUGGCUAAAGCCUAACGUGGACCAGAAGAACAGUGACAGGGACAACCACGGGGAUGCCUGCGACAACUGCCGGAUGGUGGAGAACCCUGAUCAGAGGGACACGGAUGACGACGGGAAGGGUGACGCCUGCGAUGAUGACAUGGAUGGAGAUGGUCUCAAGAAUUUCUUGGACAACUGCCAAAGGGUUCCAAACCGUGACCAGUUGGACAUGGACAACGAUGGAGUUGGAGACGCGUGUGACAGCUGUCCCGAGAUCCCCAAUCCCAACCAGUCAGACAUAGAUAACGACCUUGUGGGAGACUCCUGUGACACAAACCAAGACAGCGAUGGCGAUGGCCACCAGGACACCAAGGACAACUGCCCCAACGUCAUCAACAGCUCGCAGUUGGACACGGACAAGGACGGAAUUGGAGACGAGUGUGAUGACGACGAUGACAAUGACAACAUCCCUGAUUUUGUCCACCCAGGACCAGACAACUGCCGGCUGGUGCCCAACCCUGACCAGACUGAUGAGAAUGGCGAUGGGGUAGGGGACGUGUGUGAAAAGGACUUUGAUCGGGACAAGGUGAUUGACAUUGUCGACAGCUGCCCGGAAAACGCUGAGAUCACCUUGACUGACUUCAGGGCCUACCAGACCGUGGUGCUGGACCCCGAGGGUGACGCACAGAUUGACCCCAACUGGGUCGUCCUCAAUCAGGGCAUGGAGAUUGUGCAGACCAUGAACAGCGACCCUGGACUUGCUGUUGGUUACACAGCCUUCAGUGGGGUGGACUUUGAAGGCACGUUCCACGUGAACACAGUGACCGACGACGACUACGCCGGUUUCAUUUUUGGCUACCAGGACUCGUCCAGUUUCUAUGUGGUGAUGUGGAAGCAGACAGAGCAGACAUACUGGCAGGCUACCCCCUUCCGGGCCGUGGCUGAGCCUGGCAUCCAGCUCAAGGCUGUGAAGUCCAUUUCUGGACCUGGAGAACACCUGAGGAAUUCCCUCUGGCACACAGGAGACACCAAUGACCAGGUCCGGCUGCUCUGGAAGGACCCACGCAACGUGGGUUGGAAGGACAAAGUGUCUUACCGCUGGUACCUACAGCACCGGCCCCAGGUUGGAUACAUUCGCGUUCGCUUCUAUGAGGGAACUGACCUGGUGGCCGAUUCUGGAGUGACCAUCGACACCACCAUGAGGGGUGGAAGGCUGGGGGUGUUCUGCUUCUCCCAGGAGAACAUCAUCUGGUCCAACCUCAAGUACCGGUGCAAUGAUACCAUUCCUGAAGACUUCCAGGCAUUCAAUGCCCAGCACUCUGAGGACUCCUUGUGAUCAAGGGUGAGCAGCGGGUAAAAAAAAAAGUAGCAAAACGGUCAACAGCUUCUUAGAACAGAAACCCACCCGACAAAUUAGAAUCGGGAACACCCUACAUGGGCCUAUUUCUGAUAGCCUUUAUUCUUAAAACAGAUAUUGAAUAUCAGCUAAAGUGGUAUUUAAUUACUACAUAUAAAUACAAUAUUCUAUUAUUAAUAUUUUCAUCUAACUCAAACUAAGAAUCCAAAAAGGAAGUAUGAUACUAGACCUUUGCCUAAUACCUAA